Molecule: messenger RNA, 962 nt
Organism: Drosophila willistoni
Lineage: Eukaryota; Metazoa; Arthropoda; Insecta; Diptera; Drosophilidae
Gene: Tsen34
Product: probable tRNA-splicing endonuclease subunit sen34
Exons: 5
Coding region: 77-904 (275 amino acids)
Biological process (GO): tRNA-type intron splice site recognition and cleavage; tRNA splicing, via endonucleolytic cleavage and ligation
Cellular component (GO): tRNA-intron endonuclease complex
Molecular function (GO): tRNA-intron lyase activity; nucleic acid binding
Source: RefSeq, a predicted model, not a curated record
AGUCUACUAACUAACAUUUGGUUUAUUUUUUGCUGUAGCUUAAAUAAAACAGCACUUAUUUGUCAGAUUUUCCAAAAUGUAUUUAACUUUAUUUAAUGGCACUGGGUAUACAUUCAGCAUAACUGACUAUAUGGAACUACGCAUGCGACAUAGAAUUUUGGGCGUCCCGGUAGGCACGGCCAACAACAAAUACAAAGGUUGGAGUCCACAGGAUGCCGCUCUGCCCGUGGAGUUUUCAAAAUUCGAGACACAGUUGCUCUUGGACAAAGGUUUAGCAUUACUAGUUGACAAAUCCCGAUCUUUGUCCAUAUCGCCAUCAGCCCAGGAGAUAAAAUAUUACAAGAAAAUGUUUGAUUCACGAAUAGAUGGACAAAAAAAUGCACUUAAGUCGGAGAAACUAAAGGAAACUGAACGUUAUCUGGCCAAAAUAGUUAUGGGGAAACGCAACAAGUUGUUAAAGCUCGGUCUGGUUAAUGAAGCUAACGAAAUGACAGCUGAAAAAGUCCUAAAAGAAAUGGCAGAUGACUUCAAGUUUGAAAUGCACAACACACUGGUGGAGGUUCCCGGGGAGCAUUUGGCUAAGCAUUCCGCAGAAUUGUAUGUGGAACCACUGAUUGAUAUUUCUGGUCUUAAAUAUCGAAUUUUUUGUGAUCUUUGGCAAAAGAAUAAGUUUAUUACGUCGGGAGAGUCAUUUGGUGCUGAUUUUCUUGUCUAUUCUGGCGACCCUCUAAUCUAUCAUGCCUCCCAAAUUGUAAUCGUACUUGAGGAUUCUGUGAUUCGACCGCUGGAGUUCAUUGGCAAGGUCCGUCUCUCCGUCAUAGUCAAUAAGAGCUGCAUUUUUGCCUAUGAGGACAAUAAUGGAAUCUGUUACCAGACUGUAAACUGGUCAAGUUACAUGAAGUGAACCAUAUAAGAAAAUCAUGCUUAUGCUUAUAUAAAAUAAAGCUUAAACAAAAUUCUUA